Ailuropoda melanoleuca (giant panda) is the source of this 10714-nucleotide messenger RNA. It is a transcript of the gene SGIP1, whose product is annotated as SH3GL interacting endocytic adaptor 1. Gene Ontology annotation, biological process: clathrin coat assembly; clathrin-dependent endocytosis; synaptic vesicle endocytosis. The transcript has 25 exons. The record is from RefSeq and is a predicted model, not a curated record. NCBI's taxonomy places the organism in Eukaryota, Metazoa, Chordata, Mammalia, Carnivora, Ursidae. The coding region runs from base 388 to 2859 and encodes 823 amino acids. Gene Ontology annotation, cellular component: clathrin-coated vesicle; plasma membrane; clathrin-coated pit.
AGGGGUGGAGGGGUGGAGGGGAAGAGGGACGGAAAAUAGGUUCUGUGUGCUCUCCCGGGGUAUUGUAUCAGGAGAUGCAGGCUGGCUACCAUGUGACGCGGUCCAGAGCUGAAGGGAUUGGCCGAGGCAGCGCAGGCGGUGCAGCUCGGCCGGCUUGCUGUUCCUCUCCCUUUCUCUCGCAGCAUCUUCCAGGGAGCCUGUAGGUGAAGCGGCACCCGCAGCAUCCAUGGCCUAUCUUUGGGGUUAACUCUUGUCUCAUUUGGCUUCAGCAGUGGACAGAGCAGACCCCUCGGCAGCGGCGUUGUGAGGACUUAGCUGGGACCUGGAAUCCUAUCCUCCUGUAUUUUUUCAGACUCCUUGGAAAUUAAGGAAUGCAAUUCUGCCACCAUGAUGGAAGGAUUGAAAAAACGUACAAGGAAGGCCUUUGGAAUACGGAAGAAAGAAAAGGACACUGAUUCGACAGGUUCGCCAGAUAGAGAUGGAAUUAAGAAAAGCAAUGGGGCACCAAAUGGAUUUUAUGCGGAAAUUGAUUGGGAAAGAUACAACUCCCCUGAGCUGGAUGAAGAAGGCUACAGCAUCAGACCCGAGGAACCCGGCUCUACCAAAGGAAAGCACUUUUAUUCUUCAAGCGAAUCGGAAGAAGAAGAAGAAUCCCACAAGAAAUUUAAUAUCAAGAUUAAGCCACUGCAAUCUAAAGACAUUCUUAAGAAUACCGCAACCGUAGAUGAGCUGAAGGCGUCCAUAGGCAACAUUGCACUUUCCCCAUCACCGGUGAGGAAAAGUCCGAGGCGCAGCCCGGGUGCAAUUAAAAGGAACUUAUCCAGUGAAGAAGUGGCAAGACCCAGGCGUUCCACGCCAACUCCAGAACUUAUAAGCAAAAAGCCUGCAGAUGACACGAUGGCCCUUGCCCCCCUCUUUGGUCCACCAUUAGAAUCAGCUUUUGAUGAACAGAAGACAGAAGUUCUUUUAGAUCAGCCUGAGAUAUGGGGUUCAGGCCAACCAAUUAAUCCAAGCAUCGAGUCGCCAAAGUUAACAAGGCCUUUUCCCACUGGAACACCUCCACCACUGCCUCCCAAAAACAUACCAGCCACCCCACCCCGAACAGGCUCCCCGCUGACAGUUGCACCAGGAAAUGACCAGUCAGCCACAGAGGUCAAAAUUGAAAAACUACCAUCAAUCAAUGACUUGGACAGCAUUUUUGGCCCAGUGUUAUCCCCCAAGUCUGUUGCUGUUAAUGCUGAAGAAAAGUGGGUCCAUUUUUCUGAUACGUCCCCGGAACAUGUUACUCCAGAGUUGACUCCAAGGGAAAAGGUGGUGUCCCCACCAGCUGCAUCAGACAACCCAUCUGACUCCCCAGCUCCGUGCCCCCCGGGCCCUCCAGGCCCCCCAGGACCCUCUGGUCCUCCUCGCAAUGUACCGUCGCCGCUCGAUUUAGAAGAAGUCCAGAAGAAAAUCGCUGAGCAGACCUUCAUUAAAGAUGAUUACUUAGAAACAAUCUCAUCUCCCAAAGAUUUUGGGUUGGGACAGAGAGUGACCCCACCUCCCCCACCACCACCCACCUACAGGACUGUGGUUUCAUCCCCCGGACCUGGCGCAGGCAGUGGUGUGGGGACCACCAGCGGUGCAUCAUCCCCUGCACGACCCGCCACUCCCUUGGUUCCCUGCAGCAGCACCACCCCCCCACCACCUCCUCCCCGGCCUCCAUCUCGGCCAAAGCUACCUCCAGGAAAACCUGGAGUCGGAGAUGUGCCCAGACCUUUUAGCCCUCCCAUACAUUCUUCCAGCCCUCCUCCGAUAGCACCCCUUGCCCGAGCUGAAAGUACUUCUUCAAUAUCGUCCACCAACUCCUUGAGCGCAGCCACCACUCCCACAGUUGUGUCAGAAGAUGAUGUUUUUUAUGACAAACUGCCCUCGUUUGAAAGGCGCUGUGAAACGCUGGCAGAGAAUGAACAGCCUUCCCUCGUUUGGUUUGACAGAGGAAAGUUUUAUUUGACUUUUGAAGGUUCUUCCAGGGGACCCAGCCCCCUAACCAUGGGAGCCCAAGACACCCUCCCUGUUGCAGCAGCAUUUACAGAAACGGUCAAUGCCUACUUUAAAGGAGCAGAUCCAAGCAAAUGUAUUGUGAAGAUUACUGGAGAAAUGGUGCUGUCCUUUCCUGCCGGCAUCACCAGACACUUUGCCAACAACCCAUCGCCAGCUGCUCUGACUUUUCGGGUGAUAAAUUUCAGCAGGUUAGAACACGUCCUGCCAAAUCCCCAACUUCUCUGCUGCGAUAAUACUCAAAAUGAUGCCAAUACCAAGGAAUUCUGGGUAAAUAUGCCAAAUUUGAUGACUCACCUAAAGAAAGUGUCGGAACAAAAACCCCAGGCUACAUAUUAUAAUGUGGACAUGCUCAAAUAUCAGGUGUCUGCCCAGGGCAUCCAGUCCACACCUCUGAACCUGGCAGUGAACUGGCGGUGUGAGCCGGCCAGCACUGACCUGCGCAUAGAUUACAAAUACAACAUGGACGCCAUGACGACUGCCGUAGCCCUCAACAACGUGCAGUUCCUGGUCCCCAUCGAUGGAGGAGUAACCAAGCUGCAGGCUGUGCUCCCACCCGCAGUCUGGAAUGCUGAACAACAAAGAAUAUUGUGGAAGAUUCCUGAUAUUUCUCAGAAGUCAGAAAAUGGAGGGGUGGGUUCUUUAUUGGCAAGAUUUCAGUUAUCUGAAGGCCCAAGCAAACCCUCCCCAUUGGUUGUGCAGUUCACAAGUGAAGGAAGCACCCUUUCUGGUUGUGACAUUGAACUUGUUGGAGCAGGGUAUCGAUUUUCACUCAUCAAGAAAAGGUUUGCUGCAGGAAAAUACUUGGCAGAUAACUAAUAAAAUCUUAUGCAAGGAUUUGGAAGAUUCAUAUAAUGGAGAACUAUUGUAUGAGAAACAGGUUUUAAUUUCGGUUUGAGGGAAACAAACCAAAAUCUGCACUUGGGAUAUAUCUGCUGGAAACGUCGAAGACUUUCAGCAAUGAUUUCCCUCACACAAUACCAUGAUGACCAGUCUUACAGUAUUUACUUCUAGGUGUAAUAUUGUUAAUGGUUUUAAAAUGUAAUUAUUGUAUUUGUAAAUUGUACUCAUUCCAGUAAGGCAGUUAGACACUUGAGUUUUAGCAUUUUACCAUUCCUGAAAUGGAUGUAAUUUAAACUGUGGUAUGUAAAUUUAAUAGUAGUACUGUUGAAUGGCACAAUGCUUACAGAGGUAGAUUGCAUUUUGUCAAUAUAUAAAAUUUAAAUAUAAUAUGGAUAGCUGUCAUAAAGGGGGUGCCACAUACAAAGGAAAUUAAGUGGAACCAGAAAAAAAAAACUUCCUUUUCUUCAAUCCUUAGUAUGUUUUACUCUAGUGCUAAAUAAAAAUUCUAUCUUCAAAUAUUUAGUGGGUUAAAUUCAGAAACUAUUUCAGAAAAAAAAAUGCUAAAGUUACAGCAUAUUCAAGAAGAGCAUUAAUUACCACUUUUUAAAAAGCUUUUUUUUCAAACUGCAAAUUUCAUAAAAAUGCAAACUGUGUAAACAGGGCCUCUUAUUUUUAUAACUUGUGUAAAAAGGGAAAGCAAUUCAUAUUUAAAGUUUAAGUAUAUGAAAUUAUAAUCAAGAGUAAAGAAGAUGUUGAAGUCUUAGCCACUUCCCCCGCUCUCUACAGUUUAACAAAUGUGGAGAUUGCUGAGUAAUAUCAGACUAAAGCCGAAAUUGUGAUUUUAAAAUUUCAAGACUUUCCACAGUUAAACCGGUGAACAACUGUUGCACAAUUACUCUAAACAGAGUCUCUCCCAUCUUGUAUGGAGAAUGGUACCACGUAUCUUUCUCUUUACCUGCAGAAAUCAAAAUAGUAAGACUAAAACUUAGAAAAAAAAAUUUAGUCACCCCGUUUAAGUCCAGAAGGAAAAUUUUAAUCAUCAUCAUUUGUAUCAUUUGAGAAGGGGAAAAAAAAACUUUAUAAAUGAAAUUCUAUCCACAUUAUUGUGCAAUAAAUUUUCUUUUGGAUAAGAUUCAUCAUAUGUAACUAUAAAUCUUUGCCAUUCUCAGGAAUCAGAAAGAGAGUUAUCAAAAAUUUGUGUCAUGAUUUCAUUGUCGCGAGGUAUAAUUAAAACUGUAAUUACUCAGUCUGGCCUCACUUUGUGAGGAUUCCAAAUGGAGAAGCCCUUCUUCAGGGGUGCAUCUCAUUGCAAAACCUUCCUCCUCUACUAUCUGAAAACAUGAAGCUUCCUUUAAGUCAUAGACCUUAUUUUAAAUGAACCAAUUCUUAUUCUAAGUUAUACUAUUAAAUAACUGGAAUUAUUAAGCUGUUGUAUUCAUCAUUAGUUGCUAAAUUUUGUUUUAUAUUCACUUAUAUUUGACAAACAAUCAUUAGUCCCUUUCAAUUUUAGAAUCAAAUUAAAUUUUGUAAGUCUUACUUUUAAAAUGAGAUUGUGACUGGCAAUUGUUUAUAGUGAAAUUUUUAAAUUAGCAUUUGUACUUCUCAAUCAGUGCUUGCUACCAAGAGAAUGUUCAAAAUGAUCUGUUUUACCUCAGAAGAAUUCCUACUGUUCAAACCCUCUCAGUUGGCUCCCCAGACAGUCUGCUGUGGAAGUUUUUUGGACAAGUGAUUAAUAUACUCAUUUUAAGUAAAGAUAUUCAAUUUGAUUUUGAAACCAAAAUAGAAAAUGCAAACUUUUUAAAUCCCACAAAACAUGGGGAAACAUCAAAUACUGAAACCAAUGGAGAGUAAGCAGCAGAAAAUUAAGAAUUAUCCAGCUUACGAAUAUAAAAAUACAUUUUUAAGUAAUCAAUUCAUAAGGAAAACAUAUUGAAUAUUAACACAAAGCAUAUUAAAAAUGUGUACAUAUUACUGGUUCUUAUGUCCUCUUUAUAUUUUAUUUUAUAUAGUGCUAGAGUGAAUUAGUAAUUAAACACAAGGGUUUUUUUCAAAGAAUAAUUUUGUUGAUAUUGUAAAAAUAAUUUAAAACAUAGAUUACAAUAAUCUCUAACGUUAUUCAAACGUUUCCAAGAACCAAAUUUGAAACUAUGAAGAUCUCUUAUGAUCCCUUAAUUGGUCUUUGUGAAACAGAAUGGAGGUCAUUGUCUUCAUAAUUAUUAAACUUUCAAUAACCAGAACCUCGAUAGAGAAGAUAUCCCUUCUCCUUUCAGAAAAAUAGGUCAAAUAAUAAUACAAUGAAUUCAUAUCAGGGCUUUAGAUUUUGGUAUUUUUUUUAAUCUUGUAGUUUACAAUCUCCUGUCAUACCUGUAUCCAUAGUACUGUACAAUGAGAAUCCAUGUUAGGAAAAAAGAUCCUAGACAAUGCAAGAACCUCUACUAUAAAACAACAACAACAACAUCAAGUCAGGUUCAUUAUCAAUUCCUAAAACAGGACAAAAUGGGGAAGUACAUAUUAAUGUUUUCAAUACCAGGGGUUAAAAUAAAAAGAAAGAGUUCUCAUUAACCAGAACACCAUUUCCUGAGAUUUAUGAUUUUAUAAGUUUCUGUUCUAACAAGAUAGAAAGUAUGAAUGAUAUUGUUUUAUUUUGGCAACAUGGAAAGUAUGUUUUUCUUUUUAAAUAAAUUCCAUAUUUUCUUGAUAUUUUUAAAAAUAAAUUCUUGUUAAGAAUUAGUCUGAAUUUUACCAUAGUUGGAAUUUAUAAUUCCUAAGAAUUAAAUUUUUUAAUUAUUUUUAAAGCUCCGUUCUUCUCUACACCUACAGACAAAAUGAAAAUUCACUGUAUGGUAUUUGGGACUCUAUUUCACUAUAAAGAAAGAAUGUCCAUAUUUCAAAUGGUUUUGAGUGAAUAGAGAUGUUUUAUUUUUGUUUUAAUGCAUUUUUACUCAAUCUGCAAAGUGUUUGAGGCAAUCAUGACACAUGUUUUCAUUUCUAAUUCUUCUUUUCAAAGAAGCCUGGUGACUACAUUAACUCCAUGGCUAUUUCUCAGGUUCUCAUCUUUAGAAUGAGGGAUUGGGAUUGACAAUGGUUUUCACGUUUUUCUUAACAGCAGGACUUUUUUCUACUAAAAUUGCAUAUGGAAUCGUGUUAGGCAAAACAGCUCAAAGCAAUGAUGGAGUUUCUUCAGCAGUUUAGAUCUGGGCCGCCCACACCCAGCCCAGGGCUAUUUAAACAUUAAACAUCGUAAUAAUACCCCAACGAUCUGUAAAAUUUCUUCCACCUCUGAAGUUCCAUGAUUCUACUAGAUCAGAUAGACCCACUGUGGCGGCUUGAUAAGAAAACUUGUACAAUCACAGUAAUUAACUGAUAGAUAAUAAAAUUGUGCAUUUACUCGAGUGCUUACCAUAUACCAGUCACUACAGAUAUUAGCUCAUUGAAUCCUUAUCACAACCCAAAAGGUGUAAGUACUCUUCAUAAUUCCUAUUUUACAAAUGAUGAUUUUGAGUCUCAGAUGAAUUGAUUUGCCCGAAGAGACACAGCAGUGGGAAGUAACCCAGUUAUCUAGACUGCAGAGGGGACCUCUGACCAGUUUUGCUUGUUCAUUCUGGGAAAUAAACUCUUCUGUUUUAUUUUAGUAUGCAUAUAUCAUUUGAAUCCCAAGAUUAAAGGUGUCAUGAAAAAUUAGUAUCAAAAUAAGGAUAAUUCCAAUAACAAAAUUGUUGGAAAAGGGUAUGUUUCUCAGAGUAUGACUUGUGGACCACUUGUAUUAACAUUCAUUUAAAAGGGCAGUGAUUUUGGCUCAGUCACCACUAUCCCAGAGCCUAGAAGAUAGCAGGCAUCAACAAGUUUAUGUUGAAUGAAUAAAUCUCUAGGGAUGGAGUUUAGGAAUAUGUAUUUUGACAAGCAUCCAAAAUCUGAAAAUCACUGCCCUAAUAGAUCUCCGAGGUCCUUCUUAGUUAGGACAUUAUAUCAAAUUUUAAACAUUAAAUUGUAAGUUGACUAUCAUUUUUCUAGUGAGUUUAUUUUUUCACUCAGUCCAUUUAACUUUCUCCAAUCUUAAAAAAUAAAUAAACAAAUAAAUAAAUAAAGUUCAGGGCUUUUUCUAGAAAAAUCCCUGUCUUUUCCUUAGAAUUCUUUCAUGCUGUCCAGUCUCAAAGUGGCCUGAAAUGCGUUUUCUCAUUUUCGUAUUUCUGUCCUUUUCAUCAAUGUCUUAAAAGACCAAAGAAGCGGUAAGCAGAUUGCAAGCUGUCACUCACUGCAAAUAAAAGUCCUAAGAAAUGUCUCCCUCCUUGCAAGAGACAUUCAGAUGGACAUGUAGCUUUGAGCUGACCCUAUUUAUGUUGUAGGCCUUUGAAUUGGAUGGUUUAUUAGAAUGGACCAGUGUCAUUCUAAAAGAGUUGACCAAUCAUUUUUAUUUUUCCUUUAUUUUUUUUCAAAAUAAUCACAACUGUCAAUCAAAUUUGAAAGACACAGUAAAAUAUGUAGAUGUCUACUAAGAGGAUGAGUUUGUGGAGUUUUGCUUUUUUUUUUUUUUUAAAGCUUUCUUUCUCCUUACAGAUUAUGCAUUCAGCAAAAUCCCAUUCAUUCUAAAGGUAUUCAUUUUGCUACAUGGCUUUCUGACCAGCAAUUUUUUUUUAAGGGAAGCAAAAUUUAUUAUGAUAUUAAAAGGAGGAUCUCUACAUAUGGCUUUCAAACUUAAUAUAAGUAAAGAUGAUGUUUCCUUGAAAUAAGUCAAAUCAGGUUGCUGAUAUGAAUGAACAAAUCAAUCUAUGUUACAUUGAUUGAAGAAAGUGUUCUGAGGAUCCACCACCUUCUACUGUGUGCACUUCUGUUACGAGGCUUUAUUGGAUUUUCCUGCUUCUUUUGUGUUUGUUUGUUUUUUUUCUAUUUGGCAAACAUCUAAAUGCGAUUCCCUUGCUCAUGAUUUAAACAUAUCUGCCAUUACAUUAUUUUUUGUGCAUGGAAUGUACGGAGGGAAAAUGAGAUAGAAAUCCAAUAUUUAAAUCUCCGAAUAUGAAAAACAAACAACAACAAAAGAAAACCCACUAGCUUUUCUCUGUGUCAUUGCCUUGAUGUUCUGUCAUCUUCUGUAGGCUAGAAUUGCAAUUUUAAUAUCUAAUUCAAAUUGAAAUAUUCUUCUUGACUGAAAGUCACAUUUUAGGGUCUAUUGAGUUGACCGUGGUCAGAUCUCUUGAUUUCCCCUCAUGUUUAAUAUCUGAUCUCUAUUCUAAAUGGUAUUCUUGCGAGAGGAAGGCACCUCCUUACUGACAUUCGCCAUAAGUAUAAUAAUUUAUUCUCUAGGUCUAACUUCUAAAGUUAUUUUUCCUUUGACUUACAGUAUUUUUGAUUGUCUGCUUCUAUCCCUAGGGUAGUAGGUUGCUUAUUCUAAAUACACCUUUAACCUUAUAAGAAAAGAUGUUUCAAUGAGAAGCAAAUAUAUUUUUAUGUGUCUCUUAAUGCCUAAAAGAAAAUAAGUAAAGGAUACUUCUGCAUUCACCUGUAUUCCAGUAUUUUCCAAAUCGUGUCCAGGGCUACUGUUUCUGACAAAUGUUCACUCUGGCCCGAGAAUAUAUGGUCCCCACUCCUCGGACAUUUGAUAAUAAAAGUUCGUGUUUUAAUGAAGCUUAAGAAAGUUAUUAAAUCACAAAAACACUUUUUUUUUUCUAAACACACCUAGAAGAAAUUUUAGAAAAGUUCUCUUGUAACACCAGCUUACAUAUCCUUCAAGAACCAUAAAUAAUGCAACCAGGAAUGUUUUGAAAGGAUGCUUCUGGGUUUUCGUUUAAGAAAAAUUCCUGCCAUUUCAAAUGAAUUAGUAUCAUUUUAAAUUUCAUUAGUAUAUCUUAGUGAAUUUAACUUUAUCACCAAAAUAUUCAAAAUAAAACAACAUUUUUUUUAAUAUUUUAAUUUUUUAGGUAUUUUUUUUUAAGAUCUGUAUCAAUGGCCAGCACAUCAGGCCACCAUCUGUUGAAAACAAUCCAAAUUCUUUACAGAAUGAAAUUAAUGCUAGCGAGCAAUCUUCGGUAAUAUUUUAUUAAACGGCUUUAAGAAAUUGAAUCAUGAUAGAUGAACGCUGACCACAUUUUUACAUAAUCUUGUUAGAAACUAUAUGAAAAACAUUUCUUAAACGAGAGGGAUAUAUUAGUUAGCAAAGAUUUUGCAGAACCCUACACUCCAUUAAGGAACAUUUCAUAGUUCUUUUUUGCUGUGCCUUAUUUUGCACAUCAAUUAUUUUUACACAACAUCAGCAAAGUUCCUUUAAAAAAAUUCCUGGACAAACCGAUUCAGAAUAAUGCUGAAUCACUUUAGAUUUCUCUAAACAUAGCUCAAGUUUUAAUUCAUUCAGAGUUCGCAAAUCGGCUUGAGAAAUGAUGAGCCAUUUAUCAUUUUUAAAUAGUGCAUUGACUGAGUAUAUCAUGCAAAUGUUAAUUCCAUCUCAUUUGUUCAGUGGUGUAUUACUUCAUUGACAUUUCCUCUCCUUUUCUUUUUUUGACAAAACAAAUGCUUAGUAUUAUUCAUACAUGCAUCAUUACUUAAAACUAUCUUAAAUAAUACACCAAAUGACUACCACUGGGAUCACUGUCCUAAGGUCCAAAGCCAGAUUUUUUUCUUUUCCUUGUGAGAGAUGAUAGGAUGAUAAUUCUUAUAGCUGUGUUGACUUUGCAGUUCAGUAUUGAACUCUUGCUUUGUUAAAUGGAUAUGCAUGAAAGAGACUGGCUUCUGUCUGAUUUCUCUGUUUCUCUCUCAAUCUAAGAGAGUUGGAAAAUUGCUCCUGAAUAUUUUUUUCUUGAAAAAGCCAAGUGUUGGUAUAUGUAUGAUGAUAUGUUAAUCUUAUCUCUCAGCAAAGCUUCACUACAGGCCAAGCAGUCCUUUAGAGAGCUGACUUUUUUUUUAAUGUUUGAAUAUUAUUCAAUCUAUAAAUCUUUCAAUCUACAAAUACUUUUUUUUUAAAUUUUUCGCUUCGUGUAGAAAAAAAAAACUAUGAAUGAAAUGAUCAAAUUUUAAUUUUCAUGCCUACUGAGGGGCAUUCAUUUCUUUUUUCUUACUUUAGCAAUCAGAGAAGCUAGGAAAAGAAUCUCAGAGAAAUUCUGCUGUGUUUCUAGAGGUAAUAAAAAUUCUGUCAAUUGUCUUUCUUAAGAGAAGCGCUGUUGGUGUAUACUUUAAUUUGAGUUGGUGGUAGUCUUUAUUUCGAACUCCCCAUGAUCUUUAUAGCAACAGUUAACUGAAUUUCUUCACGACCUUGUACAGACUAUAUAAUUUCACAGAAUUCCUUUAGCAUAACCUAUUUGUAAAAGAAAUUGUGGGUUAAAAUACUCAAGUAUAUUUUUUAAAUCUAGUUAAAAUGUUGAUGCGUGGCUCUUUUUCCUACAUGUGUAAUUCAACAGAGUACUUUUAUUCUCAUAGCCGUAACUGCUUUGUCUAUGAUGAAAGCUUACUGCUUCUGUGCUGUUCUCAAGAAAAAAAACCAGCAGAAGCAGCAAGGGUUCACUGCAGCAAAGCUCGCUGUUGAGCAAUGGUGACAUGAAUGUGUAGCAUUGAUUUAUUGAAGAUAAUCAUGAGAAGAUUUUCUUGCCUUAUGAGUUAGAAAAGGUGUGGAUAUCAUUUUUUUGUAAAUAAUGAUUUUUACAAAUUUUUUUCUUCAUAAUUUUCCCAAUCACCCAUUUCACAAAUUCCUGAAUAUGCAAUUAUUUAUCAUGACACAUUACUGCAACUAGGGUUCCCGUUUCAGAACAAAUUUUAAUUAAACAUGAGAUCAAGACAAAAUAUCUAAAGUAAGUUGUUAUUUAAAUGUGAUUUUUUUUUCUGGAAAAUAAAUGAAAAAUGUAAAAAUAAA